AUGUGUCUCUCUUUUUCUCCCAAAUGCUUUCCACAUUUAUAUCAUUUUGAAUUUUUUUCAUCUUCCUUUUUUUAUCCUCAUCGCUUUUCUGCAUAUACUUUUUUCUCUCUUUUCUUUCUGCCUUCCUUAUUUUCCAUCUCUUCUCUAACUCCAUUUCUCUCUCUUUCUUUCCCAAAUCUUUUCCAUCUUUGUUUCUCUUUGAAUUUCUUUAUCCCUCUUUUUUAUCCUCAUCACCUCUUCUUUUUCACUUUGAAAUUCUUUAUCUUCCCAUUCUUAUCCUCAUCACUUGCUUGCAGAUUCUUUUCUCUCCAUUUUUUUCUUUCUGUGUUUCCUAUUUUUAAUUUCUGUUUCAUUCUCUCUCUCUCCUUCCAUCACUCAAUCUCAAAUAUCUUUUCCACCUUUGCUUCCCCUUUGAAUUUCUUUUUCUUCAUCCUUUAUUCUAUCACUGCCAUUUUGUUUCAUUCUUUUUUCUUUCUUUAUUUUCUUUCUUUUUUCACCUUUUUCAUCCUCACCAUGCAUAUUCUUUUCUCUCUUUCUUCUUUCAGCAUUCAUUCUUUAAUUUCUAUCUGUUUGAUUGUCACUCUCUCUCCUUCCAUCUCUCACUCCCAAAUUUUUUCCACCUUUAUUCUGUUCUCUCUUUUUGCUUUCUCUCUUUCCUUUCUUUUCUUUAUUCUCCUUUUUCUCCUCAUCACUUGUCUGCAUAUUCUUUUUGCUCUUCUUUCUUUUCUGUUUUUCCUUUCUUUGAUUUAUAUCUGUUUAACUCUCUCUCUCUCUGCCUUUUAUGUCCUUUUCUCAAUUCCUUUAUCUAUUUGUCACUUUUUUCUUUCUGUCUUUCCUCUCUCUGAUUUCCAUCUCUUUCAUUCUCUCAUUCUCUCUCUCCCUGUCUGUUAUCUCCUCCAUUUUUCCAAAUCCUUUGCACAUCUGUUUCUCUUUGAAUUUCUUUUUCAUCUUUUUUUUUAUCCUCAUCACUUGCCUCCAGAUUCUUUUCUCUGUUUUUUCUUUCUACCUUUUCUUUCUUUAAUUUCUACCUGUUUUAUUCCCUCUUUCUCUCUGUCUCUUUCUCUCUCUCUCACAAAUAUUUUCCACCUUUGUUUUUCUUUGAAUUUCCUCAUCCUCCUUUUUUAUUCAUAUCAUUUGUCUGUAGAUUCUUUUCUUUCAUUUUACUUUUUGUCUUUGCUUCUCAUACAAAUCUCUUCUUUAGCUCUUUUUCUUUUCAAAUAUCUAUUUUCCAUUUUUUUCUCUUUAAAUUUUCUUCUUUUGUUUUUUUUCAUUGUUUUCCAGAUCUUUCCUUUUUAUUUUAACCUUAAUUCUUUUCUUUUCAAAUACUACUUUUCUUCAUCUUUAUUUUCUCUUCUGACUGUUUAUUUCAUUUCUAUUGCUUUUCUUUCUAUCAUUUCUUUUCUUUUUUUCCUGAAUAUUUAA
Messenger RNA from Acanthosepion pharaonis, 1422 nucleotides. The record is from the annotation of a GenBank genome assembly. Lineage: Eukaryota; Metazoa; Mollusca; Cephalopoda; Sepiida; Sepiidae.